Notolabrus celidotus (New Zealand spotty) is the source of this 1389-nucleotide messenger RNA. RefSeq names its product trichohyalin-like. The record is from RefSeq and is a predicted model, not a curated record. The coding region runs from base 70 to 1302 and encodes 410 amino acids. The transcript has 2 exons. Lineage: Eukaryota; Metazoa; Chordata; Actinopteri; Labriformes; Labridae.
CACACACACACACACACACACACACACACUGCCUGAAACCAGAGAUUUAAGAGCAUCAAGCAGCUUAAGAUGGAGAACAUGCAGAACCUGCAGGGACCCUACAAGUCAGCCAUGAGACUGAAAGACUGCCAGCUGGAGAAGGAGGCUCUGGAGAAGCAGGUGGAGGAGCUGAAGAUGCAGCUGCAGAUCUCUGAGAACCACAUCAGCUGUCUGGAGGAGAAGCUGCAGCAGACCGACCUGGAGGAACAGGGGGUCCGAGACCAGCCCCUGCAGAACCAAGAGGAGGACUCUACAGAGGAGACAAAGAGCAGGCGGCAGGAGGAGGACGUGCGGCUGCAAGGAGAGCUGGAGGAGACCAGGAGGGAGCUGGCUUACGAGAAGCACCUGAAAGAGAAGUACUUCCAGAAAGAGAAGGAGACCCGGGCCGAACUGGAGAGGCUGAGGGGGUUCACUGACCCGCAGGCCUCAAAGCUCGCCUCCAAGGUGAGAGCGAACAUCAGGAGGAAGCCAAAGAAGAUGCUUCAGAGGGAGUUCGAGGAGCUCAAGGUCUUUCACAUCUCCAUGGUGGAGAGUCUGAAAGCACAGUGUCAAGAUCUCCAACAGAAGCUGGACGUGUCCUACCCGAGGAUCAGAGACCAGCUGGAGGAGGAGCAGGAGAAGAGCAAGGAGGUGGAGGAGCAGCUGAAGACCAAGAGCGAGGAUCUGCUGAAACUCCAGGCUGAGCUGGAGAACAUGACGCUGAAGCAGAGUCAGACUGAAGCUCAGCUCCACCUGAAGGAGGAGGAGAUCAAGACGCUACAGAAACACAUAUCAGACAAGCUGAAGGAGCUCCGAGAGAAGAUGAGUCACCUGGAAGUGGAGCAGGAGCGGGUCACUCAGAGCAUCCAGACUCCAGACCAGGAGGAGGUCCUGCAGACCCUGGACGCCUCAGGGAUCCCCGACCUGGAGAGAAACAUCAAGAAGAUGAUGAAGAAGCAGCUUCAGAAAGAGUUUGAGAAGCUCAGAAUGUCUCUGGGGAAUUCAGCUGACACCAAAACUCAUCACCAGCUGCUGCUAGCUUCAAACGACUGCAUCCUGCGGCAUGACGACCUGCUGCUGUCCGGCUGUAAGAGGGACAGGGAGCUGCUGCAGCUCAGGCAGGACGUCCGGACCCUGAAGGGAGACGCUCUGAAGCAGAAAGAGGAGCUGAGGAAACUUAAAGAGAAGCUGAAGAGGCUGGAGCGGACCAACGAGGAGGGGAUCCAGGCCGCCAGAGGCUCAGGACUGAACACAUCCAGGGAGACGCCCUCCAUGCUGGACUGAACGUGGAGCUUCUGGAGGGACCAGGAUCUGCAAGAGGCGACAACCUUUAUCCAAAGACAUAUUCAAUAAACCACCACAGAGAUAUAA